UUCCAACUUGUCAGACGUGCCUGAAGAACCAUGAUCAUCAUGGACGUCGUCCCGUGAGAACUACAAAACUUUUAAUGACACAGCUGCGAAAUCGCUGUUGUUGUGCAAGAAUGAAAAUAAGAUGUGGCCGUCAACAUGAGCUGCAGAACAAGUGCUUCCUCUUUUCCCUGUCGCUACUAAUUUUAUGUCUGUUGAAGCUGGUCUAUGUAAAAGUGACCGUGAAAAAGAAUUUUAUCAUCGAGCCAUAUGGAUAUAUUUUUAACACUUCGAGAAUCAAGCCCCGCAUGUAUGACGUUGACUGCAAAGCUAUUUAUGAACUGGAUCCAGUGGAGGUGGGAAAGUCCUUAGAAAUAAGGCAGAAAAACAAUGAGUAUUUAGAAGAUGAGAAAAUCGUAUCCUUGACGUCAGACUGUCAGACAUACAUUCAGUUGAGGAGAUAUGCGGAGAUACCUUUAUCAAGCAAGGAGCGGGAGUUCCCCCUUGCUUAUUCAUUAGUUGUGCAUAAGCACGCGUCAAUGGUAGAACGCCUUCUAAGGGCGGUCUACAUGCCUCACAACGUUUACUGUAUUCACUAUGAUCAGAAGUCCUCCAAAACAUUUAUAGCUGCUGUGGAGAACCUCUCCAAGUGUUUCCCCAAUGUCUUCAUCGCGUCCAAGCUGGAAUCGGUGCAGUAUGCCCACAUCACGAGGCUCAACGCCGACCUUAACUGUCUGUCAGACCUCCUCAAGGCCACGGUCAGGUGGAAGUACGUUAUCAACCUCUGUGGCCAGGACUUCCCCCUCAGGUCCAACUUUGAGCUGGUGAGCGAGCUGAAGAAACUGAAUGGGGCCAACAUGCUGGAGUCGAGCCGCCCCAGCGAGUUGAAGAAGCUGCGCUUUGGCUUCCAGCACGUGCUGAAAGACGUGCCUUACGAGUACCAGAAACUGCCCGUCAAGACCGCGCAGGCCAAAGACCCGCCCCCGCACAACAUCGAGAUGUUCAUUGGAAGUGCCUAUUUUGUCUUGUCGCACGAGUUUGUGAGCUACAUCAGCGACAGCCAGCUGGUGAAGGACUUCCUCGCCUGGUCAGAGGACACUUACUCCCCGGACGAGCACUUCUGGGCCACUCUGGUGCGAGUGCCCGGGGUCCCGGGCGAGAUCCCCCGGGCCGAGCCCGACGUCACGGACCUGAUGAGCAAGGCCAGGCUGGUGAAGUGGAGCUACCUGGAGGGGUCGCUGUACCCGGCCUGCACUGGCACCCACCAGCGCAGUGUCUGUAUCUACGGCACCGCGGAGCUGCGCUGGCUCCUCAGCUACGGCCACUGGUUCGCAAACAAGUUCGACCUCAAAGUGGAUCCUGUGCUCGUUAUGUGUUUGGAGGAGAUACUUGAAGAACAGCAGCAGCACUGGGUUAACGUGACGUCAAAGUGACCGUUUUCGAAGGGGGAGUUUGGUGGGGGUUAUUUAUUAGCUUGUGAAGGGAUUUAAUGUAUGAAGGUUUUUUUUUAAUGUCUGAUGUAACACUUUCCAGACAGUAUCACCACCUGCACUUUACAUUCCAGAUUUCAGGUACCGACUUUAGUACCAGAUCUAAACAUUGAUCUGCCUCAAAUCUUUUGUUUUGUUGCUGAGGACUGUGUACUUCCUGUACAUCUUGGUUGUCAGCAGGUUGGUAAAACCCAAAGUUAGUCACAUGAGAAGGAAAAUGAAUUUGUUAGAUUACUGCGGAUGACUACAUUUUGAAAGAAACACAAUUAGAGCAGUAUGUGUUGUUGGCCACGUAGACUUAAUUUCACAUUGCAAUAACCCUAUUAAUAAUUUCCCACUCUUAAGUGCAUUAUUGCUUUAUUGCUUUAUAUUUGUAGAAG
Molecule: messenger RNA, 1846 nt
Organism: Megalops cyprinoides (Indo-Pacific tarpon)
Lineage: Eukaryota; Metazoa; Chordata; Actinopteri; Elopiformes; Megalopidae
Product: beta-1,3-galactosyl-O-glycosyl-glycoprotein beta-1,6-N-acetylglucosaminyltransferase 4-like
Exons: 3
Coding region: 75-1409 (444 amino acids)
Cellular component (GO): membrane
Molecular function (GO): acetylglucosaminyltransferase activity
Source: RefSeq, a predicted model, not a curated record